Molecule: messenger RNA, 2698 nt
Organism: Desarmillaria tabescens
Lineage: Eukaryota; Fungi; Basidiomycota; Agaricomycetes; Agaricales; Physalacriaceae
Exons: 17
Coding region: 1-2670 (889 amino acids)
Biological process (GO): aggrephagy; mitophagy; endosome organization
Cellular component (GO): amphisome; aggresome
Molecular function (GO): K63-linked polyubiquitin modification-dependent protein binding; zinc ion binding; protein kinase C binding
Source: RefSeq, a predicted model, not a curated record
AUGCAGAGUCGACCAGACAGGCCUCUCAUCGUGAAAUGCACCUUUGACAGAUGGAACAAGAGGAUUACCUUUGCAUCCUCUAGGAACUGCACCUACAUUCUCCUCCGGCACAAGGUAGAGCAAUGCUUCUCCUUGUCGGCUUCGACGUAUGCUAUCACCUACAAGGACGACGACGGCGAAAUCACCGAUAUCAGAAACGAAACUGACCUGACGGAGGCUAUCCAAUACUUCCAAGCAGGCAAUGACGACCCUCCUCUAUCCUCAGCGGCAUCCAUUCUGUCCGGUCGCAGUUUCGGAAGUCGCAAGAUCACCCUUCGCGUCCAUAUCACCGUCGACUACGAUGGCCCCAGUCUCUCCGAUACGUCCUCUGUAAUCAGCCUGGAUGAAUACAGAGGUCGCAACGGCAGCGAGUUUUCCUUCUCCUUGGGCGCCCCUUCCGUAGAACUUGAUGACGAUUCCGUCACCGUCAGCUCCAAGGAUACCGGCGCCAUGUCCAGAGCAGAAUCCUCCCGCAGCGCUGGCUUGAGACCUCCCGACCGUGCCUCACAAUUGUCUGGCGAGUCCUCGUUUAGCAUGGUAUCGCGCGGUACCAAUGGACGUUCUCGAAGUCCUGGCCUUCAAACAGCUCGUGGUGGCGGGGAUCCUUUCUUGGACGACUAUCGACAGUCUGUCGAGAGCCGCUUUCCGGAAGACCCGUCUGCCGUCAUAAAUCAUGAUUCCCUUGCCCAUAAUCGUGGGGCGGAGUGGCUCCGGGAUCAGAAUGAGCGCACGAUUCGCGCUACGCUUGGUAUGCUGCCAGAACCAUCUGAAGUUGACACAUGUUCUCUUGUAGAGCAAGAUGCUUCCCAAACUCACGACGAUAUCACUUACGACAUCGAUCCUAGUAUCGAUACUGCUUCCAAGAUGGAGAAACCACGGACCUACGUCAUCCCAGAAGAGAAGCCAUCUCGCAGCCAUUCUAACCCGUCCACCAUAGAUGCUAUUCCUCGCGAACUCCUUGAAUCUCUUCCCCUCUCAAGUCCCGAAGUCCUGACGAGCUGUUCCGAAUGCGGAGUGCUCCUGGAUUCAAUCCGUUACGUUUGCUCCAUGUGCGGAGAAAAAGAUCCUAUUGCAGUAUCCGGUCAGACGAAUGGUAAAGGGAAAGACAGGGAUCCCUUUGAUGACGAAUUAUUGUCCUAUCCCCCUCAGGCCCACCGCCAUCUCCAACCACCAUCCCAAAAUCUUUCAAGUUCAUCGCUAACAUAUGUUGGAAGUUACGAAUCCCUCGCCAAUCCUCACCACCGCUAUAAACCUCUCCCGUCUGUGCCUAACCUGGGUUCUACUUCACAAUCGCCCAGCAAAGGAUACGAGCUAUGCUCUGGGUGUAUUGAGUCUGCCGGCUUGAUGCACGCCAUAGAAGCCGGAGGUGUCGCUUCUGGGUCGUCGCCUACAGCAUCCAAUAAAGCAUCAUCGUCCCCGGAGGGUGCUUCCGAAUGGCGCCGCCUGGCUCCGAAAGAGAAAGGUAAACUCAGACACGCAUAUCACGAGAAGAUUUGGAGCUACGAAGGUUGGAAGGACGUUGAACAAGACGCUGCGGACACAAUUACAUGUUCGGCUUGUGGCACAGUUACACCUGUUGGUCUUGGGAAGUGUUUCAAGUGCGCGUCGUGUAAGAAACACUACUUGUGCCGGGGAUGUUACAGCCAAGUUCAUGAACGACACCCACAACACGCAUUUUAUGUCGUACCAGAUAAAGACCCGCGAUCACUCGGUGAACCUGAUUAUUUCCCAAAUGCACCCUCGGAUCCUAGCGACGAAGAAUUCAUGAAGCAUCCCGGUGUGAAAUGCGCAGCAGUGAACAUUGUCGGUGCCCGGUUUCACUGUGCCAUCUGCGAUUCCAUUGACAUAUGCUCCAAUUGCGAGUCGGCUGGACUACCGGGGAAUCUGGACUCUGCUGACGGUGGCCAUAAUUCGUCCCAUAUUCUGAUCAAGAUCCCAUUUCCCUUGGAGACGAACGAGGUACAAACAGCAAGCCGGAGAGCUAUACAUCUGUGGACGGGGAGGGACGCACAGCAUGCAAUACACGCAGGUUCUCCUUCAAAGGCUAGCUCAGUCGUGUCGGGCUAUAGCAGGACGGUGGUGGGUACAUCACACGCCAAUGAAAGCGAACAUGACCAUCUGUGCAACGGAUGUGCACGGCCGAUCGUAGGUGUGCGAUAUCAAUGUGCCAAUUGUCCCUCAAAACCAAGGUCGUACAAUCUGUGCGCUCGAUGCGAGGAAAGGUCUUAUCGAUUACACGACCCUCACCAUGUAUUCUUCAAAUUACCUCGACCCGUUGACUAUCCCAUAGAGUCUCAGUUCCCUUUGAUACCCAAACUAUACAAGGUGCCGGCGGGUCCGCCGCCAGAUGCAACAGUAUUAUUUGUAGACCCGAAAGCAUACCUAAGGGACGUAUACAAUAGCGCUGCUGUAUGUGACAACUGUAUGUCCCGUAUACGGGGCGUAUGGUUCAGGUGUGCGUAUUGUGGUAAAGACUUGUGUGAUGCCUGUGAGCCUGUGGACGUGCACAAUGACAAGCACGUCUUCCUCGUGUUCAAAUCUUUGGUAGACAUGCAAGCCGUCAAAAUAUUCACAGAUAUUGAACAUCCAACCCGCAGUCCACCUAUCAUUCCACACCCGGUGUAUCGUUGAUCGACGUUAGCUUCCAGUUUUGCGAUGG